CUCCUCCGGUUUGUCUCACAACUCCCGUCUCGCUGUUGAUCCUUCUGUAAAAUGACCGCGCGCGCACAUAUGAUCGUAAGGAUGCAUGUGGAGGAUGGAGCUGAACUCGACGAUAUCAUUCGGAUGUAAAUAGGUUAACCUCGUGGACAGAUCAGAUACAGAAAUUUAGCAUCCUGACCUUUCUGACGCUUUACUUAUUGUUAUUCUAAAAAGCAAACCAUCAUGGAUCUGUCAUUUAUGGCUGCGCAGAUCCCUGUGAUGACAGGAGCUUUCAUGGACUCGUCGCCUCAUGAUGACUACAGCGCAGAUCACUCUCUCUUCAACUCCUCUGCUAGUGUCCAUGCCGCUGCUCUGGCAGCUCACAACCAACAGGAGGAGCAGCAGCCCAUGUCCCGGGAUGCCAUCUGGCUGUGGAUCGCCAUCACCGCCACCAUCGGAAAUAUCAUAGUGGUGGGCGUGGUCUAUGCCUUCACGUUCUGACCUCUUGAACAGACUAACUGAGAUUUAGAGACAUUCUGCUUUGAGUCCCCCAAGUAUAGGGCCCCCUGGGCCCACAUAAGAUUAACAAAGUGUGCUGUCUUUCAAGAAAACAAAUGUAUAAGGUGUUAGAUGUUUAUUUAUUUUUUUUACGCAGAAUGGUAACUAGAAGCUCCUGAAAUUAUUUUUGAUUCUUUGCAAUUUUCACAUAAAAAAAAAAAACAACUUUUAAUUAGAUUGUUUAAUGAUAGACAGUGUAAUGAGAGAAAAAAUCAGAAAUACUGAUUUAAUUUUUGCUGAGUGACCAAUACUACCAGACUUUUGCCAAAUAUUUUGUAAAUGGUUUUGCUUUUAGUAUGUAAUGACAGAUGCUGUAAUUAAGCUUUAACCCUCCUAUUAUCUUUGGGGUCAGUUUGACCCCAUUCAAUGUUUAACAUCUCUAAAUACAUGAUUGACAUGAUUAUUUAUUUAUUUUUUUAUUUUAUUUUUUUGUUGCUUCUUAUUUAAUGACUUUUAAUUUAAUUUAAUGGGGACAACUGGGUAAAAAUAAAAUUAACAUGAUAAUAUGU
Myxocyprinus asiaticus (Chinese sucker) is the source of this 1046-nucleotide messenger RNA. RefSeq lists its product as uncharacterized. The coding region runs from base 223 to 480 and encodes 85 amino acids. Lineage: Eukaryota; Metazoa; Chordata; Actinopteri; Cypriniformes; Catostomidae. The transcript has 2 exons. The record is from RefSeq and is a predicted model, not a curated record.